UAUUUAUGUUCACCUUGUAAUAUUCAUUAAAUAUUUAUUUUCAAUUCUGAAAAAAAAAAAUGUAGGUGAAAACAUAAAUAUUUGCUGGAGUCCGGAUGGGCAAACAAUUGCUGUUGGAAACAAAGAAGAUCUUGUGACCUUUGUGGAUGCCAGGUCACAUCGUGUCAAGACAGAAGAACAGUUCAAGUUUGAAGUCAAUGAAAUUUCAUGGAACAAUGAGAAUGACCUGUUUUUCCUGACAAAUGGACAUGGAUGUAUUAAUGUAUUAAGCUAUCCCGAUCUUAAGUCGCUUCAUGUGCUGAAUGCUCAUCCUGCCAACUGUAUAUGUAUUGAAUUCGACCCAACUGGAAAGUACUUUGCCACAGGGAGUGCUGAUGCCCUUGCCAGCUUAUGGGACGUCAACGAACUUAUUUGCAUCAGGACUUUUUCAAGGCUGGACUGGCCAGUAAGAACGUUAAGCUUCAGUUAUGACGGAAAGAUGUUAGCAUCGGCUUCAGAGGAUCUGGCCAUUGAUAUUGCUUCUGUUGAAACAGGUGAGAAGAUAACUGAAGUUCAGUGUGAAAGUCCAACAUUCACAGUAGCAUGGCAUCCCAAGAGGCAUCUGCUGGCAUUUGCGUGCGAUGAUAAAGAUAAGUACAACAGAGACAGAGAUGCUGGAACCAUCAAAUUGUUUGGACUUGCCAAUGAUUCGUCCUAGUGCUCCUUCCAUGCUGAAACUUUUUUACUUGGAUAAUAUGCCAGUGAGAUGUCAUUUGGAUAAUUGUAUUUUUGUCCAAAUAACUGAGUUUUGGGCUAAAACGCCUUGAAUAUUGGGUACGUUUAUGCUAAAAAGAAAACCCAGGGCAAAGCACUCAGAAUGUAAAAUGAUGCAAAGAAGUGUAAGGCUAAAAAAGGCUCCGGUUUCUGGUCUGCGCGCCUGUGCGCCAUAGCCAUGCGCGUCGGUAAAAUUAAAAAAAGUUUUUUUACAAUGUAAGAUGUCUUAAAACUGCCAAACUCACUGGUGUGACUGAAAUCCAGCUGCUGCAGUUUUAAUGCAUUUUUAGAUGGGGUUACGAUCGAGUAUAAGUUUUAUGUGGCCUCUCUGGGCUCCCAUAUAUUUUGCAUUAGAUUCAGUCAGGCGUCAUUUGCAGACAGUGUUGUACGUUUGUAAUUGUGCUUCCGGAAGCAAGACUGAGGAAGCGAAGGUCGUGUAUUUUGAACCUGUAAACGCUUUUUAAUAAGAGCUAUAUAUAUUAGGGAGCAGACUAAUGACAAGCCUGGCAGCACAUGCACGGUGUCAAUGUCGGUCUGAAGUUACUGUUUUCUCUGAUUUUUGUCUUGACUAUCUAAAUUAUCCGAAGAAUCGUCGUGUUGGUCGAGAUCGUAAGUGGGUGCAGAAUUCUCAAGCCUUAUGGUCUUACUGAGGUCACCUCAAACUUCACCCUGAAGGAUAUUUUUGAGAGUUUUAAGGGGAUCGAAGCGUCAUCUGCAACAUCAUUGAAGAAAAAGAAUAGGAAAAAAAAACAAGCUGCGUCACGCCACACCUCUUUUGGGGCAAGCUCGAUACCAAAAACCAAAGACUUUUUUUGUGGCCUAAUGCAAGUUAUGGAAUCGCCAAAUGCAUAUUCCAUGCCUUGUGAUAUACAUAUAGUUGUAGGUGCAAAGUGCAGUGUAAAGUCAAACAGCAACAACAUAGAAAGUAUACACAUAUGUUUUGGCAUUGUCUUCUAUCAAUCAUUGUAACUAGUACUCUUUUCUUGCUCAAUAGUUGAUUGUUAUAGAAUAUGAACCCAAAUAUUCCAUAUGUGCAUGUACACUUCAGAGACUCUUUCCCAGGUAAAAAGUUAAUUAUUAUUCCCAUGCGAAAUACAUUUGCAAAUGCUGUGAUAUGAUUUAAAUGCUCUUGAUUGUUCAAUUCUUCCAGUUACAUGCUACUGGCAAACUCUCUGGUCGAGUGGUUAGAUGUCUGCAGUUAGUCCAGGGAUUGACCACGGAAGCCCCAAUUUGGGUCUGAAUAGAAUGUUUUUGCAUGUUCUUGUCAUUCUGACCAUCUAUCAAUAUUCUGACAGGUGCCUACCAUGGCACACUUGUGCAUUAUUUAAAAAAACAACCCAAUUAAUAUGCAAAUUAGCAUAAAAUAGACCCUCAAAACAGUUCUACACCUCGUUGGAUUUGAUUGGACAAAUUCCUUCAGAGAAAAUAGAUAUAUGGUAUAACUUUUUCUGAUAAAUAGCAAGUGCUAAUUUGCAUAAUACAGUGGAACACUGCUAUAACGAAUACCACGGGAUCCACAGAAAUUGUUUGUGAUAGCAAUCAUUCGGUAUAGCUAGUUUGAGCCGCCGGUAUUGUUUAAAUACUGUUUGUUUAAGUAGCUCCCUCUUUUUCCCUGCUUGAAGUAGGUUUAUUUAAUUCCCCUUUUUCACAGUUUUGAUGAAAAUUCCAUCUUAUGAAAAGUUUCAUUACGGUAACCGCUGCUACAUCAGAAUCGAACCAGCCAACCGAUCCAACUUUCACUGGGGAGGUUACACACUGAGUAUACAGUGUUUAUAUGAAGGGCAAAACCUAAUAUUAAAUGUACAUAACCCUGACGCAAAUUCCAUCUUUGGUGGUUUCACAUUCGGGUUUUAAUUUAAUAAUUAAAAGGGGCCAUAUCGUAAGUCCGAUACCUCGUAAGUCGGAAAUUUCAGAAUUAUGAGGCAUCAGAUGUAUGAGGCAUCGGACUUAUGUAUAUGAGCUAUGAGGCGUCAUAGCUCUGAGGCCUCCUAAGUCUGACACCUUGUAAAUCCGACAUCGGACAAAUGAGGCAUCGGACCUGCAAGGCGUCAGAGCUAUGAGGCAUUGGACCUAUUGGACGUCGGACCUAUGGGGUGUCAGACCUAUGAGGCGUCAGACUUAUGGACCUUUAUUUGGUUGGGGGAUGAGAUUUUGUCGGACUUAAGAGGCAUCAGACUUAUGAGCGGACCCCAAUUAAAACUGGCUAAAUAAUGUUUGAUACAUGUAUAACUGGUAGAGUUUUUAAUCUGUUGACUUUUUUGAUCAAUGAGGUUUGGUACCUUUUGUAUACAAAAAACUGGGAGCCAAGGGUGAUGUUUGAUAUACUAAAUGUUCGGUAAAGCAGCGUAUGCAUAAAAUACAUACAGCAUCAGUGUAGAAAUGGCUUCCAUAAAUAAGUUAACCUUAAGAAUAUGGGUUUAAACACCUCGUUUGAUACGAUUAGACACAUUCUUGCAGAGAUAAGUUGGACGAAAUCCUAUAGAAAAUUAUAUUUUACAUUAUGGUGGUAGCUAAUUUGCAUAUUAAUUGUUUAAAAAAAAACUGCCCAUGGGCACCAAUCGGAAUGUUGAUCUACACGGUCUAAAUGACAAGAAAACACAAAAACAGUUUGAGCAGACCCUAAUGCAUGGUCCUCCUCCAAAUAGGGGUUUGACACCCGGACUAAAUACCAGCAGGUGGUUGUGGGGUCAAAUCCUAUCGAAGUUGUUUGCGAUUUUUUUCUAACAAUCAUUCAGGACAACACAGAGUAUUCAGUGUUUAUAACAAAGACGUCGGUGAACUUGUCCAUUUUCAACACAGUGUGUCAAAUAUUCAUACAGUCCACACUGUUCUGUUGCUGUUGGCUAUGGAAAGCCCUGCUGGAUAGAAGGGACAUAUUUCUGUACACAUACAUUGUCUUUUUCAAAAUGACAUCAUGCCAGAAGGAAUAAUUUCACAUGCAGUUGAGUGUCAUUACUAUCUUGAAACCAAGUAAGCCUUUUAACAAUAAUGUGGUCAGAGACUCGACACUCUACAUUUAAGAAGAGUGCAUAACAAAUGGAUAGUUCAAGUUGCAGCUCAGUAGAUACUACACCGGGUACAUUAAAAAAAAAAAACAAUGUAAUGUAUGCACAAUUUUUGAGGUCUAGUAACUGGUUGCUAACACAUGUUGAACCACAGACACCAAUGGGCAAACUUUCUUAAACCACCUUCGAUGAUUGUUUACUUCUGAAUGAUACCAUUCAAGGCAGAAUUUUCAGUGUAUUUUGUACCAGUCCUAUCUUCACUUGGAACAAAGAUUUUCUCAUGAAAUCAGAAGAUAUAUUUCUGGGUAUUUUUGAAUGUUUCUAUGUGCCUUAAAUGCCAGUGUUUAUUAAAUUAAAUGAAAUCAGUCAAAUAUUCUACAUCAUCAUGUGUUCCUUUGAGGUGGCCAUAUUAAGUUUUAUCGAUCAAAAUAUUCUUUUAUCCCACACAUAAAAUCCAAUAUUAUUAUCAGGCUGACUUGAUCAGCAAGAAAUAAAUUUCAGGACACUUUUCUUUAUUUCUCAAAUUCCCUUGAAUAUUCUUUGUGUAUUUACAACCAAAGUAAAUGUCGCGAUUCUCGAAGCUGCCAUUGUGGUUGUGGACAACAGAGAGCGUAUACCCUGCUGCGUGCUCUUUCCAGGUGUGAUGCUGCUGAGUGCUACACUCUGUUGACUGGUUGACAACUGUGAUUUUCUGUGCUCUUGAUUGUGUGGGAACCAGGGAAAUUUAUUGAAAUGAUCGGAUGAGGACAAUAUCAAAAAUAAUAUUGUCCUCAUCCGGAUACUUUUAGUAACAUAAUAUUGCUGUCAUUUGGGUACUUGUUACAUAAGCAUACGAUAUGCCAAUUUAUUUUUACCACUGGAAUCCUGAUAUAAAUAAUUUUCCCUACAUGUAUAUCAUAGCAGAUAUUGCUCUUUGCACAUGGCGCCAUUUUAACAUGUACAAUGUAGUAGGAUUACCACUAAAAAAAAUGAUAUAAUGGAUGGCGAAAUAAAGGAGAAUGGAGAGGAGACUUCUGGCUUCCGA
Molecule: messenger RNA, 4782 nt
Organism: Patiria miniata (bat star)
Lineage: Eukaryota; Metazoa; Echinodermata; Asteroidea; Valvatida; Asterinidae
Product: THO complex subunit 3-like
Exons: 4
Biological process (GO): mRNA export from nucleus
Cellular component (GO): THO complex part of transcription export complex
Molecular function (GO): protein binding
Source: RefSeq, a predicted model, not a curated record